CGGACGGCGCGAAGCCGGCGGCGGCGAUGGUGGCGGUGGAGUUCAUCUUCUCGGCGCUGCAGAUCUUCAUCAAGCUCGCGCUCGACGACGGCAUGGACGUCCGCGUCCUCGUCGCCUACCGACUCAUGUUCGCCGCCGCCUUCCUCUGCCCGCUCGCCUUCCUCAUCGAGAGGAAGAAACGGCCACCGCUAACCAUGAAGGCGGCGCUAGGGUUAUUCCUAUGUGGACUUUUUGGAAUCGCCAUAAACCAGAACCUGUUAGUGCUUGCCAUGAAGCUGACCAACUCAACGACCAUCGUCACGGCUCUCAGCAACCUCACUCCUCAGUCCACCUUCAUCGUCGCAAUCUUGAGCAGGCAGGAGAUCGUGAAGCUCGGGAAGACCAGCGGGCGAGCGAAGUUGACGGGCACCCUGGUCGGCCUCGCCGGCGCGACGCUGGUCACCUUCUACAAGGGUCCGGAGAUCACAUUCCUCCACCGGCUCGCGCGCACCAGCCUCAGCGACGUCCACGACAGCCACGGCCUGGUCCCGGCGCCGUCGGCCGUCGCCCGGGUCGUGGGCUCGUUCCUCGCCAUCACCAGCUGCUUCAGCUACGCCAUCUGGCUCUCCAUCCAGGCGAAGGUCGGGGAGGUUUACCCGUGCCACUACUCGAUCGCGGCGCUGGUGUGCCUCUUCGGCGCGGUCCAGUCCACCCUGCUCGCGCUCUGCCUGCACAGGGACAUGGAGCAUUGGAGGCUCGGGCUCAACGUCCGGCUGUACUCCUCGGCCUACGCGGGCAUCGUGGCGUCCGGCUGCGCCUUCCCGCUGAUGUCGUGGUGCCUGCGGAAGCGAGGGCCCCUGUACGUCGCCAUGUUCGGCCCGCUCAUCAUCGUCUUCGUCGCGGUGCUCAGCUCCAUCUUCCUCGACGAGACCUUGCACCUCGGAAUGUGA
Messenger RNA from Phragmites australis (common reed), 929 nucleotides. RefSeq names its product WAT1-related protein At1g68170-like. The record is from RefSeq and is a predicted model, not a curated record. The coding region runs from base 27 to 929 and encodes 300 amino acids. Gene Ontology annotation, molecular function: transmembrane transporter activity. The transcript has 6 exons. Gene Ontology annotation, cellular component: plasma membrane. Lineage: Eukaryota; Viridiplantae; Streptophyta; Magnoliopsida; Poales; Poaceae.